GUCUUAUUCCUUUCUGAUAUUAGGAGCACGAGCCUCGAGGUAAUGACCGGGGGAAGAAAUAUUACCAAGAUCACCCAGUUUAUCCUCCUGGGAUUCUCAGAUUUCCCAAGAAUUACAGCAAUGCUUUUUGUCAUAUUCUUGGUUAUUUAUCUUCUGACUCUGACCUGGAACUUGUCCCUUAUUGCUUUAAUAAGGUUGGAUGCCCACCUCCACACACCAAUGUAUUUCUUCCUCACUAAUCUGUCCUUUAUAGACCUCUGCUUUGUCACUUCUACAGCCCCCAAGAUGCUUUCUACCUUCUUCCAGGGAAAACAAACUAUCAGCUUUGUGGGCUGCAUAGUUCAGUACUUCUUCUCUGCCACUAUGGCGCUGAGUGAAUCUUGCCUCAUGACAGCCAUGGCCUACGACAGGUAUGCUGCCAUUUGUAACCCACUGCUCUAUUCAUCAAUCAUGUCACCCACCCUUUGUGCUCAGAUGGUGAUGGGAACCUAUAUUGCAGGACUCACAGGUUCUUUAUCUCAGAUUUGUGCCUUGCUGCAGCUCCACUUCUGUGGACCUAAUGUCGUCAGACAUUUCUUCUGUGACAUAUCACAACUUUUAAAGCUGUCCUGCAGCAAUGCUUUCUCUGUGCAGGUCCUGCUGGUGAUAUUAACAAUGGUUUUUGGAAUAGUCAAUGCCUCAGCUAUCAUGCUAUCCUAUGGCUUUAUUGUCGUGUCCAUCAUGAAGAUCACUUCAGCUAAGGGCAGGUCUAAGGCAUUUAACACCUGUGCGUCUCACCUGACAGCUGUUUCGCUAUUCUAUAGUUCUGGUAUCUUUGUCUAUUUGCGUUCCAGCUCUGGUGGCUCCUCCAGCUUGGACAGAUUUGCAUCUGUCUUCUACACUGUUGUGAUUCCAAUGCUGAAUCCUUUGAUAUACAGUCUGAGAAAUAAGGAAAUCAAAGAUGCCAUGAAGAGGUUGCAGAAAAAGAUAAUCUGCUGCCUAGGUCACAGAUAAGAAGAUUUCAGCAAACUGCCA
Molecule: messenger RNA, 1014 nt
Organism: Myodes glareolus (Bank vole)
Lineage: Eukaryota; Metazoa; Chordata; Mammalia; Rodentia; Cricetidae
Product: olfactory receptor 5AN1-like
Biological process (GO): G protein-coupled receptor signaling pathway
Cellular component (GO): membrane
Molecular function (GO): olfactory receptor activity; G protein-coupled receptor activity
Source: RefSeq, a predicted model, not a curated record